Molecule: messenger RNA, 1472 nt
Organism: Phyllotreta striolata
Lineage: Eukaryota; Metazoa; Arthropoda; Insecta; Coleoptera; Chrysomelidae
Source: the annotation of a GenBank genome assembly
CGGGGCUAUAAAGAGCGCCGGUCGUCGGUGUGGUUUCGCAUUUACGGUGACCGGUGGUAAAUUUUUGGUCGAAAGUGCAACGUUUGGCGAGAAAUUUUUUUUUCUGCUCUCGCGCUCGAUACGUCUUUUUUGCGAUACAUUUUAUUUGUAAACGAAAGCAACAGAAUGAAAAUCAUCGUGGGUUUGCUGCUGGUGGCGACGGCGUUCGCCUACCCCCUAGCCGAUGAGCCCCAACAGAACCAACAACUAAACCCCGUGGAACAGAAACCGGAGGCGGUGCCCGACAAGCCGGCCAUCUUGCCCGAACAAGCCCCCCAAAUACAACAACAACUACCCGCCCAGGACUCCGCCGAGAGCUCGGAGGAAAGCGCCGAAUCCAAGGAGAAGGACAAACCCGUCGAACAGAAACCGCUGGAAAACUCCUCCGAAGAAAAGGACGCCGUCAAAACGUUGAAGAAACUCGAAGAACCGACCAAGGAACCGACCAAACCCGAGGAACCCGCCGCCCCAGUCGUAGCCGAAGAACAACAACCCAUCGUUCCCCAAAUCGCCGCCAAGGCCAUCCCGGCCGAGCCCCAGGAGAAACCCCUGGCGCUUCCCACGCAAACCGCCGCCGAGCCAACCGCCCCCGUCGAGCAGCCCAAGCUCCUCGUGGCCGAGAUCAAAGAGGAACCGGCCCUGCCGAGCCCCAGCGAGCAGAAGCUCGAAGCCGCCCCCGUCGCCGAGGAGCCCCUGCCCGAGCUGAGGAAAACCGAACCGGCCCCCGAGAAAACCGAAGAACCCGCCCCGAUCGCGCUACCCCAACCGGAACUCCCCAUCGCCGCGAAGCCGGAGCCCGAGAAGAAGGCCAAGGCGGAGGAACCGGCCCCGUUGGAGGAGGCGGCGAAGCCCGAGGAGGCGCCCAAGGCGGCCGAGCUGCCCGAGCUCGACGCCCCCAAGCCGGUGGAGGCGCUGCCCAAGCUGGAGGAGCCGACGUUGAAGCUGGAGGAGGCCAAGCCGGAGGAGAAGCUGCCCGAGCCGAUCGCUUCAGCAGCGGGGAGCUCCUGAAGGAGGUCUUGAAGAAGCCGCCCGACGAAAUGACUGAAUAACCGGGGACCGGUCGACUCCUCGCCCGUUCGUUCGAUCGAAUUCGCAUCGAGCACUUAAAAUAAUGUUUUUUGGAAUAUUUUUCGAGACGAACGAUCGGGCGAUUGGCGGUCUCUCCCCGCGACAUAUAGUAAUUAUUUUUUAUUUUUUUUUUAAUUUAUGCGCUCAAUUUGUAAAAGUGUAAACGGAUCGCGUUUUGUUAUAGAAACCGUGUUGUUUUUAUUGUGUAAUUUUUCUGUUUUUAUUAUUCCUCCCCCGUUUCGCCGAGCAAUAUUGAAAACGAUGCUAGUUUUUUUUUUCAACUCUUUCAGGUUUUUUCUUUCAGUCGAAACUUAGCGUAAGGUUAUGUAUUAAAAAACUUUUAAUAAAGUUUAUAUAAAAAAAAA